AUGCAUAACGCUCGUUUUCUUAUUCCUGUUCUCGGCUCCGCCUUGGCUGUGUCUGCCCUGGAGCUGUGUCCAACCCCGGUGAUCGUCCAGCCUGUCGUUGUGGUCGAUCACUCUCCGGUUUGGGUCAACAGCUUCUUCCCACAAGACACUUCACUUCUUGUCAGUGGUGUUACUGUCGCCAUUACCAAUUGUCCUACCUCGAUCUCGGGUGUCAUCACCGGGACAAGCAUCAACUCGGCCACUUUGACCAAUGGCGGGCCACCGGCUGCAAGCUACAUCACUCUUACUGGAUACUGUACUGGCUCGCCCAGCGCUGGCUCUAAUCCUCUCACGAUCACAUUCCCUCCCAGCCGACCAGGUGGCGUGGGCACUGUCAUCAUCGAAUACCCUAAACCUGCCUUCACUGGUCCGUACACCACUUUGACUGGCGGGUACGAUGGGACAAGAGCUCAGACUUUGACCCUCGCACCCGCUGGGACCGACACGGUUGGCACAAUCAUCGUCGAAACCCCCAUCACUCGAAGCUCGGGCACCGAUGGUCCCAGACCAGCCUUUACCGGACCGUAUACCACGAUAAGCGGAGGAUACGGUGGAAAGAACCCUAUCACCUUGACGCUUCCCCCAUCGGGAUCUGAUACUAUCGGCACGGUCAUUGUGCAGACACCGGUCACUUCGCCUCCUCCUGCGUUCACAGGGCCCUAUACCACGAUCAGCGGUGGCUACAAUGGACACACCCCUAUCACUAUAACGCUUCCUCCAUCCGGGUCUGGUACUCUUGGGACCGUUGUCGUGCAGACACCGAUCACUACACCUCCCACUUUCACGGGGCCCUAUACUACGAUCAGCGGUGGCUACAAUGGACAAACUCCUAUCACUUUGACGCUUCCCCCAUCCGGGUCCGGUACGCUCGGGACGGUUGUCGUGCAGACACCGAUCACCACGCCCCCUGCUUUCACAGGGCCUUAUAUCACGAUCACGGGCGGUGGAUACUCGGGCUCAGUACCAAUCAGUCUGACUUUGCCUCCAUCAGGCACUGGUACAGUCGGAACGGUGAUCAUCGAGACCCCUUUCACGACAGCUCCCUCAUUCACCGGUCCGUACACCACGAUCACUGGAGGAUAUAGCGGGUCGAUCCCGAUCACUAUGACAUUGCCCCCGUCGGGCAGCGGGUCGAUUGGAACUGUCGUCGUUCAGACGCCAGUUACUACGCCCCCGUCAUUUACGGGUCCGUACACGACGAUCAGCGGGGGUUACAGCGGGUCGAUUCCGAUCACUCUGACGUUGCCCCCGUCAGGCAGCGGCUCAGUUGGAACUGUCGUCGUUCAAACCCCUUUUACGGCAGCUCCAUCAUUUACGGGCCCGUACACAACGAUUAGUGGGGGGUACAGCGGGUCAACCGCAAUUACUCUGACAUUGCCCCCGUCGGGCACCGGCUCAGUUGGAACUGUCGUCGUUCAGACGCCCGCCACUUCGCCUCCAUCGUUCACAGGGCCCUACACGACAAUUAGCGGGGGGUACGGCGGGACUACGGCCAUCACGCUCACUAUUCCGCCGACUGGUACGGGUACGGUUGGUACCGUCGUCGUUCAGACCCCGACGUCGGCUGUGGGCACACAGAGUCCCAGCAAUGGCGGCGUGUCAUCCGCUGGCUCAACCACAUCUCCCGCCUCUUCGGCACCCAGCACGGGCAGCUCUUCUUCAGACAUCAACUCGAGCACAGCCCAGUCUACUACAGCUCCGUCGAGUGCAGGGAGUCAGACAUCCACUGGCUCAACCAUACCUUCGGCCUCUUCAGAACCCAGCACGGGCAGCUCUUCUUCAGACAUUAACUCGAGCACAGCCCAGUCAACGACGGCUGCGUCAAGCUCCGGGAGUCAGACAUCCGCUUCUCAGAGCACAGCCACAACAACGGGUGGUUCAAUCAACACCGACACAACAACGGGUGGUUUGACCAACACCGCCGGCGCCCAGACCACAACAAGCGAAUCUGUCUCGGGGACGACGACUUCCACUGCCACGGCCAGUGGCUCCAACACGGAUACCACUCCUGCUACAUCCCCUAGUGAUUCUAAUACCGGGUCUAAUCCAGAAACUAGCACUGGCAAUACUGAGUCAACGGCCCAAGCAACUACUACCGAGGCGACUAGCAGUCAGGCAACUGGGAGUGCGGGCAGUCAAACGGCUUCUAGUGUUUCCAACACUCAGGCAACUGCUACUACGAAUGAAUCUAGUCCCAGUGUCGGGCCCAGCAGUUCUUCGACUUCCAGCACAGGCAGCUCUUCUUCAGACAUAAACUCGAACACGGCCCAGUCUACUACAGCUUCAUCGAGUGAGGGGAGUCAGACAUCCACUGGCUCAACCACACCUUCAGCCUCUUCAGCACUUAGCACGGGCGAAAAUACGUCGGGAAGCACGACAUCAGUCGCUCCCUCGCUUUCAUCAACAUCGGAUACAAGUGUCGUCGGGUCUAGCAGUGCUUCGACUUCCAGCACGGGCAGCUCUUCUUCAGACAUCAACUCGAACACAGUCCAGUCGCCGACGACUGCGUCGAGCUCGGGGAGCCAGACAUCCGGUCAGCCCAAUAGUCAGUCAACCGCUGCUCAGAGCACAGACACCACAAGCGAAUCAGCCUCGGGGACGACGACUUCCACUGCCGAGCUCACGACCAGUAGCUCGGAUACCGCUGCGAGUGCUACGAGUACCGGCUCUAAUUCAGAAAGUAGCACCGGGUCCAAUACUGCGACCGAGGGGUCGAGCAGCCAGACAAGUGCUGGGACCACUACCGCAGAGUCGAGCACUCAGGCUAGUACUGGGACGACUGCCACGGAGUCCAGCAUUCAGACAAGUGCCGGAACCACUACCGCUGAGUCGAGCACUCAGGCAAGUACUGGGACCACUACCGAGGGGGGCAGCCAGACAAACACUGGUGCCAGCAGUUCCCCGGUUAGCACCACGGAGGAUAAUACAAACACGCAAAGUACUGCUAGCAACCCACCGGCCACAAGCAGCACAGAGAGUACCAACGAGUCUUCAACUCAGACACCCGGUGGAUCCAACACUGCCACGGCUCCAACAACUGCGACCGAGGAGACUAGUAGUCAGACAACUCCGAGCAGCUCUGCAGCCAGUAGCACCGAGAGCACAACCAAUGAUAGUGUUUCCAACACUCAGGCAACGGCAACUACGAAUGAAUCUAAUUCAAGUAUUCAGACAACUUCGUCUGGAUCCGAUACCGUUUCAACCGCCCAAACAACAUCUACGGAGAGCAGCCAGACUACUGCCACGAGUACCCCGGCUAGCACCGCGGAGAGUACUUCCGGCGAGUCUUCAACAACUCAGACAGAUACCAACGAGUCUUCAACUCAGACAACUACCAGCAGUUCGUCGGCUGGCAACACCGAUAGUGCCACCAGCGGUCCUAUUACCAGCACGCAGGGUACUAGUGCUAGCCAAACAUCUACGAGCGAAUCCUCCACACCGACACAGACAACUCCCAGCCCACAGACUACGACAAGCACGGAGGGCCCGACGACCUGCUUCGUGACACAGGUGACAACCCCAACAGCACAAGCCUGUGCCGCCACCCUGCCCCAAGCCUGCUCGUCCCUCUCUUCCGCCUCGGGUUUCGCUCUAAUUCCCCUCGUGCCACUGUGCACGGUCGCACUGGGCCCUUUCGCCAUCGGCAACGUCGCCACCUGCCUGUCCGUGAGCAACAUUGGUUUUACCACCGCCGGUACGACCAUCGUGAACUGCCUCCGCAAUGCGCUCCAGGCCACCUGCAUCUCGUCGCUGCCUGAGGCCUGCUCGAACCUCCAGAAUGAGAACGGCCUCGCCCUGAUUGCUGACGUGCCCCAAUGCGUGGUCGCGCUGGGCCCCUUUGCUGUCGGCAGCGCGCUCGUCUGUCUGUCCACGACGAGCAUCGUCUCCAGCACGACCGGCCUCAGCAUCGUCACCUGCCUGAACCAGGCGCUAGCACUGACCGGGACGCCGACCACUACCGUCAUCCCGACAGCCUGCGCCCCGUCCCCUACAGCUUCUGCAGGCUGCACCGUGACCCUGCCGCCCAACUGCGCCAGCCUCGCGUCGAUAAACGGCCUCGGCCUCCUCAUCGACGCGCCGCUCUGCCUCGCGGCGCUCGGCGUCUACGGCGUCGGCAACGCGGCGACGUGCCUGGCGAGUAACCUCAUCUCGUUUUCCACGACAGGCACGUCCAUUGUCGACUGCCUCUUCACCGCGCUCGAGGCGUCGUGCCCGAAGGCCCUGCCCUCGGCGUGCGCGGCCAUGCAGGACAGCAAUGGCUCCGCGGCGCUGCUAAUCCAGAUUCCGCUCUGCGUCGUGGCGCUGGGCCCGUUCGCGGCCGGCAACGCGCUCACUUGCCUGGCGACGAACACGCUGACGCAGGAUACUACUGGCUCCUCGAUUGUGAACUGCCUUGAAAGCGCAUUGGGAAUUGUCGGGACAGUCCUCCCGGCCUAG
This is a messenger RNA of Thyridium curvatum, 4476 nucleotides long. RefSeq lists its product as uncharacterized. The transcript is spliced from 2 exons. The record is from RefSeq and is a predicted model, not a curated record. Bases 1 to 4476 code for a protein of 1491 amino acids. Gene Ontology annotation, biological process: cell adhesion. NCBI's taxonomy places the organism in Eukaryota, Fungi, Ascomycota, Sordariomycetes, Thyridiales, Thyridiaceae.